UGCUAACAGUGAUUGGAUGUUGGUAUGGCCACGGAGAUGAGGUGUUGUCUUUUGAUUUUUUCUGGCGAAGUUUUCACCUGUAAAAUUUGGAUUUGGCAGGACAAGUCAUUUAUUUUCCCCUUGCCCCAGUAGACAGUAGUAACUGGAAUGGAUCAGUUCGUUGUCCAAAUUACACUCGAACACCGACUACAAUGCCUCAUUUCGUUUAAUUGGCUGCAUUCAAUAUUAGCUAAUUAGCCCGGCCCACUACAUUGAAAAUCGCCAGACAAGGUUGUUUGCAUUUACUGUGGCACAAUGCCGCCCAAAUACGUGGACAACGUCUACGAGCCUCUGAGCGAGGACGUGGAAGAUCUCCUCGGCCGCUUCCAGCAGAAAGACUCCAUCCGCUUCGACGACUUCUCGGCUAUCUGGAGGGACAUGCGCUUCUCGGAUGUCUUCCUGGGCAUCUUCGGCGUGGGCGAGAUGAGGGAGUUCUGCAAGGUGGCCAUGAUCACAGCCGCCAAGUACUUCCUGCCCCCCUACUGCUUCCAGGUCCGGGUUGGAGGUCUGUACUUGAUGUACGCCUUCUACCACACCCAGCUCGUCACCCCGCCUGUGCACAUCCGCCUGGCUCUCAGGGACUGGGACUACGUGCAGAAGUUCCUGCAAGACUCCAUGGUCUCAGGCCACCUGGAUGUGGUGUACAUCUACCGGAAGCUUGUCUCCUCCAAAGCCUUUCAGUACACCGGCAUGCCGCAUUUGCUUAACUUCCGGAAACCCAAGAGGCCCAAGAAUCAGAAGUUGUGCAGCGAGAUGCUGGCGAGGGCCACCGCAGUGAAUGACCUCCUAUCUGAAGACUACCUGGAGGAGGUCACCAACAUCCAGAACCACUAUGAGAAGAUGAAGCAAGACUUGGAGGAGGUCCGCCACCAGGCAACCAUGACACAUACACAGUUUGCCUCACGUUUAAAGACAACUUUGACUGAGUUUGUUACAUGGCAGCACAACACCUUCCAUCAAACUAAAGAAGAAGAUGAGGAGAAACCCAUCUAUGAAGAAGACAGUCACAGUAGAGCCUCCCUCCUGGCAUCCAUCAAGAAGAAGAGCUACGGAAAACCAGAAGAUCAUGGAUCCAAGUCCAGGAGGCACCGGCAGGGGGUGGUGCAUUCGUCCAGCUCGGGACCAGAGCAGGAGCACGGCGGCCGCGAACUCAAUCCGACCAAGCCUCUCUCGUUGCGGGCUAGGACGUGGAAGGCCCUCGGGAAGAACACGGAGAAGUCCGAGCUGGCGCCGUGGCUGCUGAGCGCCCCUGACCAGGAGGGGGUGCCAUUGAGGCAGAAAUGGCAGGGCCGCUUCAAGCCAUAAUCACCUUUUUAACCUCAGAAACAUACACAGUUGAUGUACAGUACGCAUGUUUUGUUAUAAUCUAACUUUAGUUGAAUUAUUUAAAUUUAAUAAAAACGUUUAUUCAUAAAUACCUGAUAUUUGAUUGAUUUCAGGACUGAAGGUGAAAAUUAUGUUAUGAUUUUGGAAGAGGACAAAUGUUUCCCUCAGUAGCAACUGAACUAUUUAGGUUACAUUGAGUAAAAAUAAUUGUAAUUUUGUAUGACUAAUAUGUCAUUAAA
Messenger RNA from Doryrhamphus excisus (bluestripe pipefish), 1604 nucleotides. Its product is annotated as snRNA-activating protein complex subunit 1-like. Gene Ontology annotation, biological process: snRNA transcription by RNA polymerase II; snRNA transcription by RNA polymerase III. The record is from RefSeq and is a predicted model, not a curated record. NCBI's taxonomy places the organism in Eukaryota, Metazoa, Chordata, Actinopteri, Syngnathiformes, Syngnathidae. Gene Ontology annotation, cellular component: snRNA-activating protein complex. Gene Ontology annotation, molecular function: sequence-specific DNA binding.